Molecule: messenger RNA, 1166 nt
Organism: Lucilia cuprina (Australian sheep blowfly)
Lineage: Eukaryota; Metazoa; Arthropoda; Insecta; Diptera; Calliphoridae
Exons: 6
Coding region: 65-835 (256 amino acids)
Source: RefSeq, a predicted model, not a curated record
UUAGAAUGUAUCUAGAGCUAGUCACAUAUUCAAAUCUCAUUACAUACUCGUAAUUAGUACAUCCAUGUGGCUUAACAAUUCACUGUUGAGAAAAAACCAAAACAUUUUUGAGUUUUUUAUUCCAUCCAAAUACUCAAAACUGGAUAACUUGCUUUACUAUGGAUCAGAGAAUAAAACAGAAUUGCCGGUAACACAAUCUGAUCUUUCAGAUGGAAGUGAUUUAAAUAGUAACUACAUAAACCAUUUUGACAGCGAUGAAAAUGGUUCAGAAUUGUCAUCAUUUUCUCAUGUUGAUGCACCGAGCGAUACCAUAUACAUGAUAUGCGGAGUUGUGAUUGCUAUGCUUCUUGUUGGACUUAUAAUAAUAUUAGUAGCUGUAACUAUAAAUAAAUUGCGGAAACGAGAUGAAUCAAUUACAACAACAGCUGUCAGCAUUGAGUCACAGCAACACGGACGCCAAAGUCGAAGCAACAGUUCGGAUAAUAACCACUACCAUGAAGCGCAUGAUCAACAAAUCUUUACUAACAGCACAGCUAUGACCGAUUGCAAUGACAACAGCGCUUUGGAAUUGGAGACCAUAACAUUUGCCCGAACGAGUGGUGGCUGCAAUACAACAAAUGGAUGGGUAUUUCCACCGAAGGCUCCAUCACCAAAUAUUUCUAACUGUGCAAAUCAUGAUUCAAUGAUUACUGUAGGCGAACGUAAUGGAUUCAAGGGAUUUAAGAAGCAAUUCAGUGGUCGAUUUAAACGACUGGUAUCCAAUAAAACUAAAGAUACUACAUCUCCAAUACCUGCUGAACUUAAACCACAGUUAAAAACAAUUUAUGUCUAUUAAAGUUUACAUUUUUAUUGAAAUGGAACUGGUACUAAAGGUGUUUACAACUUUGGAGUUAUGAAACAUGUUUAAUUAUGAUUUUUAUAAUAAAUUAUAAUUAUAUUUAUAAACAAAUUAUCCUUGAUGAACAUAAUUGUUAGAUAGAUGUAAAUUAUUUGCAAAUACUAAAGUUGUUAUAUGUAUGUAUUAUAUAAAUGUAUGUGUAUGUCAAAAUUGUUUAUCUAUUAUCAUAUAAAUGCAAACAAACGUUGAGUCAAGGUAAAUACACUCACAUUGAGUGUCAUGCCUUAAUAUAAAUUAAUGAAAAUAAAAUUUAACUAUUAAAAAUAAA